AUGACGGGCAAAGCGGGCGCGGCGCUGGCCCCCAGCCUGCCCGGCAAGCCCAAGCCCGACGGCGCGGCCGCCGCCCCCGCCGCCCCGCCACUGCCUCCGCCGCCCCCCGCUGCUGGGGUCAAGUCCAACUCUGGGCCCACCCCUCCCCGCUGCACCGGCUUCGGCAUCCAGGAGAUCCUGGGCUUGAACAAGGAGCCGCCGUCGCACCCUCGGGCCGCCCUGGACUCUCUGCCCGCCGGGCACCUGCUGGCGGCCCGCUCCGUCCUCAGUCCCGCCGGGGUGGGCGGCGUGGGCAUGGGGCUGCUGGGGGCCAGCGGCAUCCCCGGCUUUUACACCCAGCCCACCUUCCUAGAGGUGCUCUCCGACCCCCAGAGCGUCCACCUGCAGCCGCUGGCCCGGGCCCCCGGGCAGCUGGACAGCAGCCAGACGGCCAGCUCAGAUUCCGAGGAUGUCUCCUCCAGCGACCGAAAAAUGUCCAAAUCCUCCCUAAAUCAGAGCAAGAAACGAAAGAAGAGGCGGCACAGGACAAUCUUCACAUCCUAUCAACUGGAAGAGCUGGAAAAAGCCUUCAAUGAGGCCCACUAUCCUGACGUAUAUGCUAGAGAGAUGUUGGCCAUGAAAACAGAGUUGCCAGAAGACAGGAUACAGGUUUGGUUCCAGAACCGCCGGGCCAAAUGGCGGAAGAGGGAGAAGUGCUGGGGCAGGAGCAGUGUGAUGGCUGAGUACGGGCUCUACGGUGCCAUGGUGCGUCACUCCAUCCCGCUGCCUGAAUCCAUCCUCAAGUCUGCCAAGGAUGGCAUCAUGGAGUCCUGUGCCCCUUGGCUCCUGGGGAUGCACAAAAAGUCUCUGGAGGCAGCGGCUGAGGCGGGGAGGAAGACAGAGGUGGAGCGCCAGGCCCUGCCCAAGCUUGACAAAGGUGACAAAGAAGAAAGGGGUCCUGAUCCCAAAACCACCAUUUCCCAGGAGGAACUGAGAGAAAACAGCAUUGCUGCCCUCAGGGCCAAAGCUCAGGAGCACAGCACCAAAGUCCUGGGGACCAUUGCCGGGGACACCCCAGCCCCAGGCAGGAAGGCGGAGACAGGGGAGGAGGCGGCAGUGGCGGAGGACGAGAGACAGACGGAGAAAUUGAACUCAUCGCAGAAGGAGGAGAAGUUGAUCUAGGGGGAACAGAGGUGGCGGAAGCCAGCCCCGACAGACACUGUGUCCUCUGGGGGCCAUGUUCCCCCUUGGACUGCCAGGUGUCCCUGGCCACCCCUGCCAGGGAGAGGGGCCCUGGUCUCUGUGUUUGGGGCUGCCUGGCAGGGGUGCCCACUGCCUGCUGCCCUUGAGCAUACCCCUGCCCCUCGCUCCUCCACCCCACCAGGCCUUCCUCACCC
Molecule: messenger RNA, 1376 nt
Organism: Passer montanus (Eurasian tree sparrow)
Lineage: Eukaryota; Metazoa; Chordata; Aves; Passeriformes; Passeridae
Gene: VSX2
Product: visual system homeobox 2
Exons: 5
Coding region: 1-1161 (386 amino acids)
Biological process (GO): regulation of transcription by RNA polymerase II
Cellular component (GO): nucleus
Molecular function (GO): DNA-binding transcription factor activity, RNA polymerase II-specific; sequence-specific double-stranded DNA binding
Source: RefSeq, a predicted model, not a curated record